Molecule: messenger RNA, 2262 nt
Organism: Cyprinodon tularosa
Lineage: Eukaryota; Metazoa; Chordata; Actinopteri; Cyprinodontiformes; Cyprinodontidae
Gene: trim13
Product: tripartite motif containing 13
Exons: 2
Coding region: 491-1675 (394 amino acids)
Biological process (GO): positive regulation of macroautophagy; innate immune response; positive regulation of canonical NF-kappaB signal transduction
Molecular function (GO): zinc ion binding
Source: RefSeq, a predicted model, not a curated record
UUCCUUUUGGUCCAGUAGUUGCAUGUUACUAUGCGCUUGCAAAAAUCUGUCACAGCUUCUCCUUUCGGUACCUUGCCAACAGGAGCGAGGAGCGCGAAAAGCCCCGCUCCUGUCGAUAAUCAUCGGAUUGGGAGCGGAGAACCGCUGUGAUUUAAGAGCGCAGCUGUCAGCUAACCAUAGUACUGCUGAUGAAAAAGAAUAGUUUAUUACGAGACGUGACAGGGGGUAUUUGACCAGUCUGUGAGCUGUUUUUCAAUUAAAAGUUCCGAAGGAUGUGGCGGAGUCUGUGCGUAAAGGCGCAUCCAGCGCGCAGAUAUUUACGCGGGCAAACAGAGUUUCCCUUCCAGGACUGGGAAGCGUCAGAAACAGCUGGAACAUGACUUAACAUCUCCUUAACCAUCUUCCCAUAUCUGUAUCCUUUUGCGAUCUUGUUCGUGUUUUGAAAUGCGCGUUUUUUAAAUUAGGACAUCCCUCUGGAUGUGGGAGAGCGAUGGAACAGCUGCAAGAGGAGCUCACAUGCCCGGUCUGCUGUGGAGUCUUCGAGGACCCGCGGAUGCUGCUGUGCUCGCACAGCUUCUGUAAGAAAUGCUUGGAAGAUCUCCUGGAAGCGAACCGAGGUCCGGCUUUCAGGACGCCUUUGAAAUGUCCCACCUGUCGCAAAGAGACCCCUCAUAAUGGCGCAAACAGCCUGCAGAUCAACUACUCUCUGCGCGGGAUCGUCGACAAGUUCAGCAAAAUUAAAGCAAUGCCCAGAACGUCUGAUUGCAAACAACACUGCGGGCAGCCGCUUAAUAUGUUCUGCUCCACCGAUUUGAGGCUCAUUUGCGGAAUUUGCGCAACGACCGACGAGCACAAAGGGCACGACUUCAGCUCCUUGGAGGACGCGUAUGAGCAAGAGAAGGGGGCGUUUGCAGAGCUGCGUCAAGAGGCGGAGAACUGGCACAGCGCAGAUACGCGCUCCUGCCUGGAGACGCUGCAAGGGAGCAAGAAAAAGGCGCUCCAGUCGGUGAGCAGGGACGCGGGGAUGGUGGCUGAAUACUUCGAUAAACUCACCGGAUCCCUCGAGUGCAAAAAAAGCGAGAUCCUUUCCGAUUUCGAAACCCUAAAGCUGGUUGUGAUGCAGGCGUACGACCCGGAGAUCUCCAAACUGACCGCUGCGCUGGAGGAGCACAGCCGCGCUCUGGAGCUGGUGAAGUCCUUCAGGAGGAUCACGGACCCGGUGAGCUUCCUGCAGCAGAUGCAGGAGUUCCGUCAAAAGCUUAAGGUCGUGAAGGAAACCCCGCUGCCCUCUGGGAAAGACAUGGACGUUGGGCCCCAUGUGCGCAACUUUGACGUGAAGAAGUGGGAUUCCCUCAGGCUGGGAGAAAUAGACAAGAUCUCAGUCCCCCAUGAGUGUGGCUCUUACCAAACAGGUGGCGCUGGGAAAACACUGCCCAAAUGGCUAGUUCUGAUUCUGAUUCUCUUCCUGUCAACACUAAUCAUCCUUUUCCUCUCCAUGCAAUACAGUGCAUCCGAUCUGAGUUCAAACAUCCAAGCCUUGAUCAACUAUUACUCCCAAACUGUUCUAUACAUUCAUGAAAUCUGUAAAGAUAUGAUAGACGAGGGCCUGGAACGUAUGUUGCAGGUCAGGAAUGCAGGUCUGCAACAAAUUCAAAGGUUCAUUUCAGCUAUGUAAUGAAAUCGAUCAAAAAGUGCAUCUGGUAAAUAGAAACACUCGAUUGUUUACAUUGUUUACGUUUUAUUUUCCCUAUUAUUCAACCAAAAUGAAGCCUAAAAAACAAACUGAAGCAUAGCGUCAUGAUCAGAGGUUGCAAUAUAGACUUGUAUAACCUGUGAUUUUUUCUUCUUCAAUUUUUUACACUAACGAUUAUUUAUUUUCUACUUGAUUUAAAGAAAUAAAUUUGGGAAAUCACUGUUAUGAUUGUUUUCCUUCAGAGGCUGCUGUAAUGAUGGGAGAAACCCAGCGCUCCACAGUGAUGCUGCAGCCUCUUCAAGGUUACAAACGUUAUGUAACACAGUCCGUGUGAAAUAUUCAGCGGGCUGCAGAGGAAGGUAUAUGAAAACACUGCUCGCUCAUGUUAUUAUUUCAAUAAAACAAACAAUAUCUCUGCAUUUGCAGUCAGAUGUUUAAGCUCAGUUAAUAAUCAAACAUUAGAUCUGAGUUUCUGCAGAUCAGAGAAAAUCAACAGCGCGCAUUUUUAUUUUAACAAAUGCACAUCAAAUUCUAAUUUCUCCCAAUAAACGUGUUCCAUAUGGAGUGAA